AUGUGCGGUGGCAGUCUUUGCCCCAGCGGGUCACCUGCUUCCUCAGCGGGUCCCGCAGCGCCGGACAGCACAGUGGGAUCCCAAAACAAAGGCGGUGGGCCCCCGGGGCCAGCACCCCCGGCUCAGUCUUCCGUCCAGGACUCUGUCGUCGUCCCCGAGCGCGAAGAUAUGCCGGAGUUUGUGGUGACGGCGCUGUUGGCGCCCUCACGCCUCUCGUUGAAGUUGCUGCGAGCUUUAGUGAUGAGCCUGGUGUAUUUGGCUGCCUUGGUGGCCGCGGUCGUCUACAGCUGCGUCGCGCUCACCAACGUGCUGUGCCGCCCCCGCCGGGGCUGUUGCGGCCGCCAGCGGUUGUCGGCGCCGGACUGCCUAAGAGACCCCACGCUGGGCCAGCACUUCUUUCUGACCCUUAGGAGUUCGGGUCUGCGGCUUCACUAUGUCUCUGCUGGUCGUGGCAACGGGCCCCUCAUGCUGUUUCUGCAUGGCUUCCCAGAGAACUGGUUCUCCUGGCGCCACCAGCUUCGGGAGUUUCAGAGCCGUUUCCAUGUGGUAGCUGUUGACCUGCGUGGUUAUGGCCCCUCUGACGCUCCAAAGGAUGUGGAUUGUUAUACUAUUGACCUGCUAUUGGCUGAUAUCAAGGAUGUCAUUCUAGGCCUGGGGUACUCCAAGUGCAUCCUUGUGAGCCAUGACUGGGGGGCUGUCCUUGCCUGGAAUUUCUCCAUCUACUUCCCGUCUCUAGUGGAGCGGAUGGUUGUGGUCAGUGGACCUCCUAUGUCGGUGUUCCAAGAAUACUCAACCCGUCACAUUGGCCAGUUAUUCCGAUCAAACUACAUGUUCCUGUUCCAGCUCCCCUGGCUGCCAGAGACGCUAUUAUCUUUGUCCGACUUCCAGAUUCUAAAAGCCGUUUUCACCGACCGCAAGACGGGCAUCCCACGUCUCACCCCUUGUGAACUCGAAGCAUUCCUUUAUCACUUCUCACAACCUGGAGGCCUCACGGGGCCCAUCAACUACUAUCGGAACUUGUUCAGGAACUUCCCCCUGGAGCCCCAAGAACUGUCCACGCCCACACUGCUGCUGUGGGGGGAGAAAGACCACACCUUACAGCAGGGGCUUGUGGGAGCCAUUGGUAGUCGCUUUGUGCCGGGUCGGCUGGAAAGCCACAUCCUGCCAGGCAGCGGGCAUUGGAUUCCACAGACCCAUCCUCAGGAGAUGCAUCAGUACAUGUGGGCCUUCUUGCAAGACCUGCUGGACGAGUAGCCCCUGCUCCCCAGCCCAACAGAUACAUGAUACAUGCGGGAUCACGUACCCACGUCCUUGUGUGCCUUGAGAGUCUGUGCGGUGUGUGCACAGAAUGGACUCCCAGCUCACCCACAGCAAAUGGCUCCUGCGUUGCACACAAAAGGCAACUAUGGGUGCCCUGCCUCACACAUAGCAUAGGUGUUUGUUUGCAUGUGUGGGAAACCACUUGGACUCUGGCAGCCAGGAAUGCUUCUCCCUUAUGGAGUUAGGUGAUGGGACUCGCCUUUCCAAAGUGUUCCUUCCUCAGUCGCUUCACAAACCACACAUUCUAACCUUUCUACCCGGUUCUCCACCUCCAGUCUGCAGCUUAGGGCUCGUUCAAUAGUGCAUGCAAUUUAUUUCUUUUUGUUUUUGGAGACAGAAUUUCUCUGUUUAGCCCUGGCUGUCCAGGAACUCACUUUGUAGAGCAGGCUGAUCUUGAACUCAAACAUUUUCCUGCCUCUGCCUCUAGAGUGCUGGGAUAUUUUCCUGCCUCUGCCUCUAGAGUGCUGGGAUUAAAGGCAUGCACCGUCACCACUGGCUGCAUCCAAUUUCUUCCUAACCUACAGGGAUACUUCAAUUUAAAUGUUAAUUAGCAAAAAGGAAGUUUCAUUUGCUAUGAAAAAUACAGUGUCUCUGGGAAGGUGACUUAGGGGUUAAGAGUAUUUGUUGCUCUUGUGGAGGAUAUGAAUUCAGUUCUUAGCACUCAUAUAUGGGGUUUCACAACCAUCUGUAAAGGCAUGUCCAAGGGAUCUGAUACCCUCUUCUGGCAUCCCUGAGCCACAGGCAUGCACAUGGUGCACAUACAUACAUUCAAGCGAAACACUCAUACACAUAAAAAAAAAUUCAAUGAAGAAAAAAAUUUUUUAUUCAGGACAGGGUUUCUCUGUGAAGCCUCCACUGUCCUAGAACUCACUCUGUAGACCAGGCUGGCCUCGAACUCACAGACACCCACCUGCCUCUGCCUCCUGAGUGCUGGGACUAAAGGCGUGUGCCACUGCUGCCCAGCAAGAAAUACACUGUAUUUUAAAAAUACAGUGCCUUGGUCAAAACAACUGUGUUUUAAGUGCCAAAUCACCUAAAGCACAGAACGUUGUAUCAGACUCUUUCAGUGAUGGUAUUACCGCUUUAAGAAAGAUGUCCCAGGGGCUGGA
Molecule: messenger RNA, 2429 nt
Organism: Alexandromys fortis (reed vole)
Lineage: Eukaryota; Metazoa; Chordata; Mammalia; Rodentia; Cricetidae
Gene: Ephx3
Product: epoxide hydrolase 3
Exons: 7
Coding region: 1-1254 (417 amino acids)
Cellular component (GO): intracellular membrane-bounded organelle
Molecular function (GO): hydrolase activity
Source: RefSeq, a predicted model, not a curated record